Messenger RNA from Linum tenue, 2652 nucleotides. The record is from the annotation of a GenBank genome assembly. Lineage: Eukaryota; Viridiplantae; Streptophyta; Magnoliopsida; Malpighiales; Linaceae.
AAGUCAUCGCGCCUCUCAGCAGUCCAGUCUUCGGCCAAAAAACAAUUGGCCAUAAACCCCACCAAAAAUCCACAGCCAGCGGCAACUAUUGUCAUUCCUUUGACCCGAUGAAGAUUUUGAAUGGUUCUUCACUCUUCUGAAUCCUUCCCAUUCUUUCUUCCCUUUCACACCCAUCGCCCAUACAUACAUCCAUUUCCUCUUCUUUUCUUCUACCUUUUCAGUUUCAGUCGUGACUUAGAAUUUUCCACACCUCCUUCUCUAAACGGCUGCCGGCGUCUUCUUUGGCAAAUUAACACGACCAUUGCAGAGUUCCUCCAUCAAAGUUUUGUUCUUGGAUCGGAUUCCCUGCUCGGGGUUCUUCAUAGCUCAGGGGUUUUGUAUGAUUGUUUGAUUGGAGGGUUGGAGUGUUUGUGGUGGUACUUAUGGAUCCGAGAAGCUGAGAAAUGGAUGGUUGAGCAGCUUCUCUGACCAAAACUUAUUUGUUUUCCUCUUUCAACACGAUGAUCAAAAGUCGAAUUAUCGAGCUUUGUAUUGGGGUCUUGGCGUGGUUGCUAUUGAGUGUUAAGUUUAGCCAUGGAGUUCAGUCUGAUAUUGAUUGCUUGAGGAGCAUAAAGGAGUCUCUCCAGGACCCUUUCAAUUAUCUUGGUUCGACAUGGAACUUCAACAACAAUACCGAAGGCUUCAUCUGCAAGUUCACUGGAGUAGACUGCUGGCAUCCAGAUGAGAACAGGGUCUUGAACAUUCGCCUCUCGGACAUGGGUCUCAAAGGCGAGUUCCCACGUGGCCUUAAGAACUGCACAAGCAUAACAGGCCUCGAUCUCUCGAGCAACGAGCUUUCAGGACCUAUCCCUGACAAUAUAGCUUCAAUUGUUAACUUUGUAACCAGUCUUGACCUCUCGGGAAACAAGUUAUCGGGUUCAAUUCCGGCAAACCUUUCGUUUUGCAGUUAUUUGAAUGAGCUGAAACUGGACCAUAACCAGCUAACUGGUCAGAUACCUGGAGAGAUUGGCAAUUUGAACCGGCUCAGGAUGUUUAGUGUUGCCAACAACCAACUGUCUGGUCCUGUCCCGAGGUUUAGAAAUGCCUCCACCAACAUUAAUGCAGAUAGUUAUGCAAAUAAUCCAGGGCUUUGUGGGCCGCCUUUGGAACCAUGCUCUGGUGUCACAAAGAAGUCACACGCCGGAGCUAUCAUAGGGGGUGCUGUUGCCGGGGCAACCGUGGUAGCGAUCGGGGUGGUGAUUUGUUUGUUGCUCUAUCUCCGUAAGGCGGGUGUUAUUAAGAGUAAGAAGGAUGAUGAUCCUGAAGGAAAUAAAUGGGCGAGGAGCUUAAAGGGAAUCAAAGGCACAAAGGUUUCCAUGUUUGAGAAAUCCGUCUCCAAGAUGAAACUGAAUGACCUGUUGAAAGCAACUAAUAACUUCCACAAGGACAACAUCAUUGGUUCUGGGAGAACCGGGACUAUGUACAAAGCACUUCUCGAAGAUGGGACCGCGCUCAUGGUUAAGAGGUUACAGGAUUCUCAGCGCUCCGAGAAAGAAUUUUUGUCAGAAAUGGCUACUCUGGGGAGUGUGAAGCAUCCCAACCUGCUCCCACUUUUAGGAUUCUGCAUAGCCAGCAAAGAAAGGCUUGUUGUAUAUGAGAAUAUGGAGAAUGGUAGCUUGUACAACUACUUGCAUACUGAGGAUGAAGACAGAAAACCAAUGGAAUGGACUCUUAGGCUGAAAAUUGGAAUAAGGGCUGCAAAGGGAUUCGCCUGGCUCCAUCAUAAUUGCAAUCCACGCAUCCUGCACCGAAACAUCAGUUCUAAAUGCAUCAUGUUGGAUGCCAAGUUCGAGCCAAGGAUAUCUGAUUUUGGUCUUGCGAGAUUGAUGAAUCCAAUCGAUACCCAUUUGAGCACGUUUGUGAAUGGAGAGUUUGGUGACCUGGGUUAUGUAGCACCUGAGUAUGCUCGAACCCUGAGGGCAACCCCUAAGGGAGAUGUGUAUAGUUUUGGGAUUGUCCUCCUCGAGUUGGUGACCGGUGAGAAGCCUACACAUGUGAGCAGAGCCCCAGAGGGUUUCAGAGGAAAUUUGGUUGACUGGGUAGCUGAGCUAUCAGCGAAAGGGCAACUCCAUGACGCCAUUGAUCAGUCUCUACUUGGGAAGGGAGUCGAGAAGGAGGUUUUCCAGGUACUGAAAGUUGCUUGCAACUGUGUGGUGGAAGGUCCCAAAGAGAGGCCUUCAAUGUUCGAGGUGUACCAGCUGUUGAGAGCAAUUGGGGAGCAGUAUCAGUUCACGGCGGAGGAUGAGGUCACAUUGCCUAUUGACGGUGGUGAUGCUGACUUCAUCGAGGAAUUGAUCGUUGCUCGGGAAGGUAUCCAGAGUAGUUGACGUGGAAGAAGAUUGGAGUAUAGGUACAGUAACGACAGCCAUUUUGGAGGAAAGAUGGGAUCUUUAGUUAAAAGUCAAAAUGAGUUUUAAUUAUGCAGCAGCUUUGUAAGCUUGUCAGUUGACUGAAAUUCCAUUAAAGAAGCAUCCGAAAAGGAGUUGUGGAGGUGAAUAAUGUCUAUGUUGAGAGAAGGAGCAGCAGAUCACAUCAUCUCUUGAGAGGCACACAAGGAAAGUCGACCAAUCAGGCAAAUCAGGAUCAAGCAGAAAGGGAAAGAAUCAAACACUU